CUUUACUCACGUCAGUUAGCCUAUUUUUUAUGCGGGCCUUACAAAAAAGGGUUGGGUUAUUUCGGUAAUAUAUUCAACCAACCCCAAUCCUUUUACCUAUUUAACAUUUUUAGAAGAUUUCACAAAACCGUUAUCGCUUAGUUUUUCGACUUUUUCGGAAAUAUUUUAGCUGAUGAAUUAGUAGUUGUUGUUCUUGUUUCUUUAGUACCUUUAGUAGUUCCUAUACCUGUCAUGUUCCUUGGAUUAUUUACAAGCGGUAUUCAAGCUCUUAUUUUUGCAACCCUAGCUGCGGCUUAUAUAGGCGAGUCCAUGGAAGGUCAUCAUUGACUAGUUUCCGACGCAGUUUUUUUUAGCUUAGCCUGACGCAAUGUAUGCGCCGUUUAAGGUAAUCCACUUAGGGAAGUAUAAAUAUAAGGUAUAAAUAAAGAUAUAAACGAUCUAGAGUAAUUGUAAAAAAGGUACGAUAUUUUUGAGUUGUAAAAAAACAAAUGGAUUGGUUUGCGUAGGAAGGGGGGGUCGAGCUAGGUGUAUAUAAUCUAAUCGCUAUAAGACAACUCUUGUGAAUCUUUCGAAGAAUGAUUCGAGAAUCCCGAUGACUUUAAGAUACUAAUAUUUGGUUUACGGUUUGGGGGAAAACAUGUAUAUGUGAUAUUAGACAUUAACUAGGUAUAUAUGAACUAAAGAUAUAUCUAAUUUGUCUUACUAUUGUGAAUUUAGAUAGGGAUUUCAAUAGAAGCCUUUCCGUUUCGUCUGUUAUUGUGAAUUGAAUAUUGGUUGAUUGUAUCAUUAACUAUUUCUUUAUUUUUGUUUUGGCACGAGGAAAACUUAUCAUGAAUCCACUGAUUUCUGCCGCUUCCGUUAUUGCUGCUGGAUUGGCUGUCGGGCUUGCUUCUAUUGGACCUGGGGUUGGUCAAGGUACUGCUGCGGGACAGGCUGUAGAAGGGAUCGCGAGACAACCAGAGGCGGAAGGAAAAAUACGGGGUACUUUAUUGCUUAGUCUAGCUUUCAUGGAAGCUUUAACAAUUUAUGGGCUGGUUGUAGCAUUAGCUCUUUUAUUUGCGAAUCCUUUUGUUUAAUCCUAAAAACACAUAUUUUUGUUUAUUUCCGUGGAUUUGCUGCUCUUGUUUUUUUCAAAUUCUUUUUAAUAUUUAACUUCUACAAUUAAAUUACUUAGGAACAACAACCCACGGAAAUCGCCGGUUUGAGGAUGAGGAUACAACUCAUUUUUUCCUU
Fragaria vesca subsp. vesca is the source of this 1233-nucleotide messenger RNA. Its product is annotated as ATP synthase subunit c, chloroplastic-like. Lineage: Eukaryota; Viridiplantae; Streptophyta; Magnoliopsida; Rosales; Rosaceae. The record is from RefSeq and is a predicted model, not a curated record. The transcript has a single exon. Bases 831 to 1076 code for a protein of 81 amino acids.